This is a messenger RNA of Planococcus citri (citrus mealybug), 2025 nucleotides long. Its product is annotated as probable cytochrome P450 301a1, mitochondrial. Lineage: Eukaryota; Metazoa; Arthropoda; Insecta; Hemiptera; Pseudococcidae. The transcript has 12 exons. The record is from RefSeq and is a predicted model, not a curated record. Gene Ontology annotation, molecular function: oxidoreductase activity, acting on paired donors, with incorporation or reduction of molecular oxygen; iron ion binding; monooxygenase activity. The coding region runs from base 326 to 1909 and encodes 527 amino acids.
CCUGAGAGCAACGACCGCGUCUUUAUGUGAACGUAAAAUGUGUACCAUCUAUCCACGCGUAUUCUACCUUAACCUUCAUUUCACUACAUAAUCUCCGGUUAGUCGAUGAUUUUUUAUCAAACCUGUUUCUAUGCGGACGCAUGAUUUUUUUUUUCUUCAAGAAAUUCUUCCAGACAAGAUGUAGAAUUUUUCGUGGACCAUAGUUCAGGUUCUUCUUAAUUCAAGCAAACGUGUAAUAUCGAUGAGUUUCCUUAUUUUAAGAGCAUUUGUCUUCAUUUAAGCAAGCUUUCCCAAUUCUCUAUUACGGGAAGAAAAACUCGCAAAUAUGUUGAAAACGAUUGCAGUAUUCCACUGUCGUUCAUUUCGUAGAUAUCGUUCUACGAUUUCAAUUACACCUCAGCAUAUUGAAAAUGUAUCUUCAAUUUUUAACGACAAUAAUGUUCGAUCAUACGAUGAAGUACCAGGUCCUAAACCUUUUCCAAUUAUUGGAAACAGCUGGCGAUUUCUACCAGUAAUAGGACAGUACAAACUAGAAGAAAUUGAUUUAUUAUCACAAGCAUUGCAUCGACAGUAUGGAGAUGUAGUGAAAAUAGGAGGAAUUCUCGGACGUCCCGAUAUGGUAUUUCUGUACGAUGCUGAUGAAAUAGAAAAAAUAUUUCGAAAUGAAGAUGUACUGCCAUUUAGACCUUCGAUGCCAUCGCUGAAUUAUUACAAACAUACGCUGAGGAAAGAAUUUUUUGGAGAUACUUGCGGUGUAAUUGCUGUGCAUGGACAAAAAUGGCUCGAAUUUCGUUCUAAAGUACAGCAGCCUGUUCUACAGCCACGAAUCGUCAAGCUGUAUGUCAGAGAAAUUGAAGUGACGGCAAACUCUUUCAUUUCUAGGAUUAAAAAACAAGUCAACAACGUUAAUGAAGUUGAAUCAAACUUUUUGAACGAAAUACAUCUAUGGUCGUUGGAAAGCAUUGCACGAGUAGCAUUGGAUGUACGACUCGGCUGUUUGGACGAUGUAAUUACCAAUAACGAUACACAAUUAUUAAUCGACGCCGUCAACACGUUUUUCAAGAACGUAGGUGUGCUAGAAUUGAAAAUACCAUUUUGGAAGGUUUUUAAUACCCCAACAUGGAAAACUUAUGUGAAUUCAUUGGAUACGAUUACCAACGUUACGAUGAAGUACAUAACCACUGCUUUGAAUAAACAAAAUCAGUCUCAAGACACGACGCUAAAAUGUAACUCAUCUUUGCUGCAACGUGUUCUAGCCUUGGAUCCCGGUAAUCCUAAGCUAGCCACAAUUUUAGCUUUGGAUAUGUUCCUCGUUGGAAUUGAUACUACUUCUGCAGCCGUUGCUUCUAUUUUAUACCAACUGAGUCAACAUCAAGAUAAACAAGAAAUUUUAUACAAUGAGAUUUGCAAAGUUUUGCCCAACGCAAACGAUGAAUUGACCAUGGAGAAGAUUGACAGUCUGGCUUAUUUGAAAGCCAUUAUAAAGGAAACGUUGAGGAUGUAUCCGGUUGUUCUGGGUAAUGGAAGAACUUUAACAAAAGAAACGGAAAUCCUCGGUUAUAAAAUUCCCAAAGGGGUUCAAAUUGUAUUUCAACAUUACGUAAUGAGCAAUUCUGAUCGAUACUUUAAAAAUGCUAAUGAAUUCAAACCAGAGAGGUGGUUGAAAAGUAAUCAAGAAAAGCCACAUCCUUUCGCUUCAUUACCCUUUGGCUUUGGAAAACGGAUGUGUUUGGGAAGACGAUUUGCGGAACUUGAAAUACAGACUAUAAUAACGAAGAUUGUGCAAAACUUCCACGUGGAGUACAAACACGAAAAGCUUUCGUACAGUGUUCAACCGAUGUAUUUACCUAAAGGAAACCUCAACUUUACAUUCAACGAUCGAAACUUUCCAUCAAAAAAUUCAAAUUAAUAAGUCUUUUUCUUGCCUAAUUAUAGUUACCUACCUUCAUUAAUUUUUCUACUUAUUUACCUUAGAUAAUGUAGACAAAUGUACAUUAUUGAGAAAAUAUAAUCAAUUUCUCUUUU